This is a messenger RNA of Talaromyces rugulosus, 1050 nucleotides long. RefSeq lists its product as uncharacterized. The transcript is spliced from 3 exons. The coding region runs from base 1 to 1050 and encodes 349 amino acids. Gene Ontology annotation, biological process: rRNA processing; ribosomal large subunit biogenesis. The record is from RefSeq and is a predicted model, not a curated record. NCBI's taxonomy places the organism in Eukaryota, Fungi, Ascomycota, Eurotiomycetes, Eurotiales, Trichocomaceae. Gene Ontology annotation, cellular component: nuclear periphery; nucleolus; preribosome, large subunit precursor.
AUGGCCAAGCGGAGCAAGUUGCUCUCGGCGCUAGAUGCCCACCAAGGCCGUGAUUUUGCCAAAGAGAAGCAGAAAAAGCUAGCCAAGGCGGCAGAGAAGAAAAAAGGUGGCAAGCAGUCAACAGAGGACGUUGAAAUUGAGGAAGAGCAAAAGGAAGAGAAAGAAACCGACGCCGUUGAGGAGGAAGCCGAAGAGGAAGUAGAAGAAGAAGAUGGAGAAGAAAAUGACGAAGAAGAAGAAGACGACAUAGCUCUCUCCGACCUCUCAGGCGACGAACGUGCCGACGUUAUACCGCACCAGCGACUAACAAUUAACAAUUCCGCCGCCAUUAACUCCUCCAUCAAGCGAAUCUCGUUUUUGACCCCUCAAACCGCUUUUUCAGAGCACAACUCGCUCAUCUCCACCGAUCCAGUCGAUGUGCCCGACGCCAAUGAUGACCUUACACGAGAACUUGCUUUUUACAAAGUCUGCCAAUCGGCCGCUGUGCAAGCUCGCAAGCUUUUGAAAAAGGAAGGCAUCCCGUUCACGCGACCUGCCGAUUACUUUGCCGAAAUGGUCAAGACGGAUGAGGACAUGACCAUGAUCAAGAAGAAGCUGUAUGAUGAGGCAGCCUCGAAGAAGGCGUCGGCCGAUGCUCGUCGUCAGCGGGAUUUGAAAAAGUUUGGCAAGCAAGUUCAGGUUGCCAAGUUGCAGCAGCGCGCCAAGGAGAAGCGGGAUACGUUGGAGAAGAUUAAUAGCUUGAAGAGGAAACGCAAGGGUGACACGUCCGCCACCACCGGUGACGACGAUCUGUUCGACGUCUCAGUUGAAAACAGCAGCAAACCCGACAGCCGCUCCGGCGGUACCUUCUCCAAACGAGCAAAGAAGGACGAAAAACACGGCUUCGGAGGCAAGAAACGGUUUGCCAAGUCUGGCGACGCUGCGUCCUCGUCCGAUCUGCGCAGCUUUUCCGUCAAGAAGAUGAAAGCUGGAGGGAGACCCGGAGGGAAAAGAGCUCCUACCGGCGCGGCGAAGCGUCCUGGAAAGAGUAGGAGGAAUGCAAUGAAAUAA